CUCGCUGCUUGCGAGCUGCUGUCUAUUUUCUCCCCUCUUUCUGCUCCCUCCGACUCAUUCAGCCGCUCUCCUUGGAUCGAGGAAGCCUCUUGUGGGUCUCGGCAUCCCUGCGGUGACCCUCUCCCGGUGAUAUGAGCGCUAAUCCGGGCGCAUCCCUGCACCGUAGGCAUCCGAUCUUUUUGCCAAAGCUGGAUCUCUAUGCGUUUUUCUGAUUGCUGAAAAUCAACCCCCCCAAACCCUCCCCACCAAGACACCCGUGGCUGCGUGGAAUAACGGCGUUAUAUGCCUGCGAUGGGGGAAUUUAAACGCGUCCUCUUUAUUCUCGCAUGUCUGAUGGCCGCAGCCGAAGGACAAUCGUGCGGUGGCUUGGUGCAGGGUCUGAAUGGGACGAUAGAGAGCCCCGGCUUCCCGCAUGGCUACCCCAACUAUGCCAACUGCACCUGGAUCAUCGUCACGGGGGAGAGGAACAGGAUACAGCUGUCAUUUCACACCUUCGCCCUGGAGGAGGACUUUGACAUUGUCUCCAUCUAUGAUGGGCAACCUCAGCCUGGCAACCUGAAAAUGAGGCUGUCGGGAUUCAUGUUACCCUCUCCGAUCGUGAGCACGGGAUCAAUCCUGGCGCUGUGGUUCACCACCGAUUUCGCCGUAAGCGCUCAAGGAUUUAAGGCGAUUUAUGAAGUUCUGCCCAGUCACACGUGUGGGAACCCUGGCCUGAUCCCAAAGGGUAUCAUCCAUGGGUCACGCUAUAACAUCGGCGACAAGAUGCGUUACAGCUGCGUGCCUGGCUACGUGCUGGAGGGCCACGCCCUGCUCACGUGCAUUGUCAGCCCUGGCAGUGGAGCGUCCUGGGAUUUCCCAGCUCCGUUCUGCAGAGCGGAGGGGGCGUGUGGGGGAACCCUCAGGGGAACCACAGGCACCAUCAGCAGCCCCCACUUCCCAUCAGAGUACGAGAACAACGCUGACUGCACGUGGAGCAUCCUGGCUGAGCCGGGGGACACCAUCGCAUUGGUGUUCACUGACUUCCAGCUAGAGGACCGCUACGACUUCUUGGAGAUCAGUGGAACAGAGGCUCCAUCCAUAUGGCUGACUGGUAUGAACCUGCCUUCACCUGUCAUAAGUAGCAAGAACUGGCUGAGGCUCCACUUCACGUCCGACAGCAACCAUCGACGGAAAGGCUUCAGUGCCCAGUACCAAGUGAAAAAGGCCAUCGAGCUGAAGUCUAGGGGCGUCAAAAUGCUUCCAAACAAAGACACAAGCCACAAAAAUGCAGUCUUGAGCCAAGGAGGCCUGACAGCGGACCUGUGUCCAGAUCCUGGCAUUCCAGAAAAUGGGAAGCGGACUGGGGAUGACUUUCAGGUGGGGGCCAGCAUCCAGUUCUCGUGCGACGACAGCUACGUCCUCCAGGGGCCCAAGAGCAUCACCUGCCAGCGGGUGACAGAGACGCUGGUGGCGUGGAGUGACCACCGGCCCACAUGCCGCACGAGGACGUGCGGAUCCAACCUGAGGGGUCCCAAGGGGGUCAUCACGUCUCCAAACUACCCAGUCCAGUACGAGAAUAAUGCACACUGUGUUUGGGUCAUAACCACCAGUGACCCCAGCAAGGUGAUCAAGCUGGCCUUUGAGGAGUUCGAGCUGGAGCGCGGCUAUGACACGUUGACCGUCGGUGAUGGAGGGAAGAUUGGGGAUGCUCGCAGAGUCCUCUAUGUCCUCACGGGCUCCAGCGUCCCUGACCUCAUCGUCAGCAUGAGCAACCAGAUGUGGCUUCACCUCCAGUCAGACGACACCAUUGGCUCCUCGGGCUUCAAAGCCAUCUACGAAGAGAUCGACAAGGGCGGCUGUGGGGACCCCGGUGUGCCGGCGUACGGCAAGCGGACGGGGACACGCUUCCUGCAUGGGGACGUGCUGACCUUUGAGUGUCAGGCAGCCUUCGAGCUGGUGGGCGAGCGGGCCAUCUCCUGCCAGCAGAAUAACCAGUGGUCCGGGAACAAGCCCAGCUGUGUCUUCUCCUGCUUCUUCAACUUCACGGCUCCGUCCGGCAUCAUCCUGUCCCCGAACUACCCGGACGAGUAUGGAAACAACAUGAACUGUGUGUGGCUGAUCAUCGCCGAGCCGGGCAGCCGCAUUCACCUUAUCUUCAGCGACUUCGAUGUGGAGCCACAGUUCGACUACUUGACGGUGAAGGAUGACGGCAUGCCCGAGCCCACCACCUUCGGUACCUUCUCAGGGAAGGACGUGCCGUCUCAGAUCGCCAGUAACGGACACAUAAUGCGGCUGGAGUUCCAGUCUGACCACUCCAACACUGGCCGCGGCUUCAACAUCACGUACACCACGUUCGGACACAACGAGUGCCACGAUCCAGGCAUCCCCAUCAACGGGCAGCGCUACGGCGACCGCUUCCUGCUGGGCAGCUCCGUGUCCUUCACCUGUGACGAGGGCUUCAUCAAGACGCACGGCUCGCAGGCCGUCACCUGUGUGCUGCAGGACGGCAACGUGGUGUGGAAUGCCGCCGUCCCGCGCUGCGAAGCGCCCUGCGGUGGACACCUGACGGCACCCACGGGAAUCUUGCUAUCUCCAGGCUGGCCAGGAUACUACAAGGACUCCCUGAGCUGCGAGUGGGUGAUCGAGGCCCAGCGGGACCAUGCCAUCAAGAUAUCCUUCGACCGGUUUCAGACCGAGGUUAAUUAUGACACUCUGGAGAUCCGGGAUGGCCCGUCAGGAUCGUCCCCGCUGAUCGGGGAAUACCACGGGACACAGGCUCCCCACUUCCUCAUCAGCACGGGGAAUCACAUGUUCCUGCUCUUCACCACGGACAACAGCCGCUCCAGCGUGGGAUUCCAGAUUCGCUAUGAGAGCAUCAGGAUGGAGAGCGACUCCUGCCUAGACCCCGGCAUCCCAGUCAACGGUCGGCGCCAUGGCAACAACUUUGCUAUUGGUGCACGGGUGAUGUUCAGCUGUGACCGCGGCUACACACUGAGCGACGAGGAGCCCGUUGUGUGCGAGAGGAACCACCAGUGGAGCCACGCGCUGCCUAGCUGUGAUGCUCUGUGUGGCGGAUACAUCCACGGGAAAACGGGAGCGGUGCUGUCUCCUGGCUUUCCGGACUUCUAUCCAAAUUCGCUGAACUGUACAUGGACAAUCGAAGUAUCGCAUGGUAAAGGGGUGCAGCUGGUCUUCCACACUUUCCACCUGGAGGACUCCCAUGACUACCUGCUGAUCAGUGAGGACGGCGGCUUCUUGGAGCCAGUAGCACGGCUCACAGGCUCGGUGCUGCCACCCGCCGUCAAGGCCGGCCUUUUCGGCAACUUCACCGUGCAGCUGCGGUUCAUCUCCGACUUCUCCAUGUCCUACGAGGGCUUCAACAUCACCUUCUCAGAGUACAGCCUGGAGCCUUGUGAGGACCCCGGCGUUCCAGCCUACAGCCGACGCGUUGGCUUCCAGUUCGGCGUUGGCGACUCUCUGGUCUUCUCCUGCUUUCCGGGAUACCGGCUGGAAGGGGAGCAGAGCAUCACGUGCCUGGGUGGGGGCCGCAGGGUGUGGAGCGCCGUCCUGCCAAGGUGUGUGGCUGAAUGUGGCGCCUCCUCCGUUGGCCCCGAGGGAAUCCUCCUGUCUCCAAACUACCCAGGGAACUACGACAACAACCACGAGUGCAUCUACCGCAUGGAGACAGCAAGAGGCCAGGGUGUCCGCGUGCGUGCCUCCGUCUUCCAGCUACAGGAGGGUGACUACCUUAAGGUGUAUGAUGGGAAGGAUGUUUCAUCUCGGCUUCUUGGGAAUUUUACAAAGACUGACAUGUACAACAUCAUCCUUAACAGUACUUCCAACCACCUGAUGAUUGAGUUCAAUAGCAAUGGUACAGGAACCAGCAAAGGAUUCAGACUGUCCUACACCAGUUUUGACCUUGUGAAGUGUGAGGAGCCAGGCACCCCCAACUACGGGUACAAGGUCCGAGACGAUGGCCAUUUCACUGACACAGCGGUGGUGUACAGCUGCAAUCCUGGGUACACACUACAUGGGAGCAACACAUCCACAUGCCUGAGCGGAGACCGUCGUGUGUGGGACAAACCGCUACCAUCAUGUGUAGCCGAGUGUGGAGGGCACAUCACAGCGGCAUUAUCAGGGCGGAUACUGUCACCGGGAUACCCAGCUCCCUAUGACAAUAACCUCCACUGUACCUGGUCCAUCGAAGCUGACACAGGCAAAACCAUAAGCCUCCACUUCAUCGUCUUCGACACGGAGGUGGCCCAUGACAUCCUAAAGGUGUGGGAUGGCCCUGUGGAAGGUGGCAUCCUGCUGCGCGAGUGGAGCGGCUCCUCCCUCCCUGAAGACGUCCACAGCACCUUCAACGUCCUCACACUGCAGUUUGAUAGUGACUACUUCAUCAGCAAGUCCGGUUUCUCCAUCCAGUUCUCCACCAUGACAGCCACGACCUGUAAUGACCCCGGAACUCCACAGAACGGCACACGCUAUGGGGACAGCCGUCACCCUGGCGACACCAUCACCUUCCAGUGUGACCCCGGGUACCAGCUGCAGGGUGUGGCCAGGAUCACCUGCAUGCAGCUCAACAACCGCUUCUUCUGGCAGCCAGACCCCCCCUUGUGCGUUGCCACCUGUGGGGGUAAUGUGACAGGCCCCUCUGGGGUAAUACUGUCUCCCAACUACCCCCAGCCGUACCCCCCAGGGAAGGAGUGCGACUGGAGGAUUAGAGUGAACCCUGACUUUGUGAUUGCCCUCAUUUUUAAAAGCUUCAACAUGGAGCCCAGCUAUGACUUCCUGCAUGUGUACGAAGGAGAGGAUUCCAACGGGCCGCUCAUCAGCAGUCUCCAGGGCAACCAGGCUCCGGAGCGCAUCGAGAGCAGCGGGAACAGCUUGUUCCUGGCGUUCCGCAGCGAUGCCUCACUGGGAAUGUCUGGGUUCGCCAUUGAAUUCAAAGAGAAGCCACGAGAGGCGUGUUUUGACCCAGGAAACAUCAUGAAUGGCACUCGCCUUGGGUCCGACUUCAAGCUGGGUUCCACAGUGACCUACCAGUGCGACUCAGGUUACACAGCAUCGGGCCCCACCACUGUCACCUGCGUGAUAGGGGCCGACGAGAAACCCGCGUGGGACAAGGCACUGCCUACAUGCAAAGCACCCUGUGGAGGACAGUACACCGGCCUGGAAGGAGUGGUGCUGUCUCCAAAUUACCCCCACAACUACACCUCUGGGCAGACCUGCUCCUACCAUAUCACCGUCUCCAAGGAAUUCGUGGUAUUUGGGCAGUUUGCAUACUUUCAGACGACCAUGAACGACUCGGUGGAGCUGUUUGAUGGGGCCAACCAAAAUGCCAGGCUGCUCAGCUUGCUGUCCGGUUUCCACUCAGGAGAGACUCUGCCUCUGGCCACCUCCAAUCAGAUCAUGUUGAGAUUCACUGCAAAGAACGGCCUGACGGCUCGUGGAUUUCACUUUGUUUACCAAGCUGUCCCACGCACCAGUGACACUCAAUGCAGCUCAGUGCCAGAGCCCCGGUAUGGAAGGCGGAUUGGGUCUGAGUUCUCAGCCGGCUCUGUAGUCCGCUUCGAGUGCAACCCUGGCUACUUGCUUCAGGGUUCGAAAGCCAUCAAGUGCAAUGCUGUCCCCAAUGCACUGGCGCAGUGGAAUGACACCGUGCCCAUCUGUAUAGUACCAUGCAGCGGAAACCUGACGGAGAGGAGGGGCACCAUCCUGUCGCCCGGAUACCCGGAGCCGUAUGGAAACAGCCUGAACUGCGUCUGGAAGAUCAUCGUGAGCGAGGGAGCUGGCAUCCAGAUCCAGGUGAUGAGCUUCGCCACGGAGCACAACUGGGAUUCCCUGGAAAUCUAUGAUGGGGGAGACAUGACAGCCCCCAAGCUGGGAAGCUUUUCAGGUACCACCGCGCCUGCUCUGCUCAACAGCACCUCCAAUCAACUGUACCUCCAUUUCCACACGGAUAUCAGCGUGGUGGCCGCCGGAUUUCACCUGGAGUACAAAACCGUGGGCCUCACGACGUGUCCGGAGCCGGUGCUGCCCGCCAACGGGCUGAAGAUGGGCGACAGGUACAUGGUGAACGAGGUGGUGUCAUUCAGCUGCGAGCCAGGCUAUGUGCUGCAGGGCCACUCCCACAUCUCCUGCAUGCCUGGCACGGUGCGGCGCUGGACCUACCCCUCCCCACUCUGCAUCGCCCAGUGUGGGGGGACCCUCCAUGACCUCAGUGGCAUCAUUCUGAGCCCCGGCUUCCCUGGCAACUACCCUGGAAACCUGGACUGCACCUGGAGGAUCCUGCUUCCGGUUGGAUACGGUGCUCACAUCCAGUUCCUGAACUUCUCCUCGGAGGACAACCAUGACUUCCUGGAGGUGCGCAAUGGGCCACAGCACAUGAGCUCCCUGAUUGGACAGUUCAGCGGCAGCCAGCUCCCGCCCCAGCUGCUAAGCACCACCCACGAGACCGUGAUCCACUUCUACACAGAUCACUCGGAGAACCGGCCAGGCUUCAAGCUUCUCUAUCAAGUGCUGAGGAAUGGUCCCUACUCUCUGACAUCACACAUCGAUGUCCUUCCCCCCUCAGCAUACGAGCUGCAGAACUGCCAGGACCCUGGCCCCUUCCCCAACGGCCACAUCAUCGGUGAGGCCUCCAGCGCUGGCCAGUCCAUCACCUUCGAAUGCCUCCCUGGAUACGUCCUUCUUGGGUACUCGGUGCUCACCUGCCAGCACGGCAUCAAUAGGAAGUGGAACCACCCUUUCCCCCGCUGCGUAGCCCCUUGUGGCUACAAUGUCACAGAACAGAACGGUACAAUAUACUCACCAGAGUACCCCAACGAGUAUCCCAACUCCCAGGACUGCACAUGGAUCGUCACUGUGCCGCAUGGACACGGCAUCUACAUCAACUUCACGCUCCUCCAGACGGAGCCUGUCACUGACUACAUCGCCGUGUGGGACGGGCCGGAACAGUACUACCCCCAGCUAGGUGUCUUUAGUGGCAACACCGCCCUGGAGUCAGCCUACAGCUCCUACAACCAGGUGCUCAUCAAGUUCCACAGCGACUUCUCUACCAGUGGCUUCUUCAUCCUCAAUUUCCACGCCUACUCCCUUAAAAAAUGCCCACCGCCCCCUGUGGUUGAAGACGCCGAGUUAGUGGCAGAGGACCAGGAUUACGAAAUAGGUGACACAGUGCAGUACCGCUGUCUGCCUGGCUUCACGCUCGUAGGCAACAACGAACUGACCUGCAAGCUCAACUCGCACCUGCAGUUCGAGGGCCCUGAACCAGCCUGCGAGGCCCAGUGCCCAGCCAAUGAGGAGAGGACUGAGUCUUCAGGUGUGAUCCUAAGUCCAGGAUACCCCAAGAACUAUCCCAAUUCCCAGACCUGCUCCUGGAUCAUCAAAGUCAAGCCGUCUUUCACCAUCUCCAUCUAUGUUGAGAUGUUCCAGAGCGAAAAGCAGUUUGAUGAGCUGGAGAUCUUUGAUGGUCCCUCUGGGCAGAACCCGUUGCUGGUGGCACUCAGUGGGAACCACUCCUCCCAGCUGAACUUCACGAGCAAGACCCACCAGCUGUACCUCAGGUGGUCCACCGACCACGCCACGAGCAAGCGCGGCUUCAAGAUACGCUAUACCGCCGCGUACUGCAGUGCCAGUGCCACACCCACGAACGGCGCCAUCCUCAACAAGACGGGGGAGCACACAGGCAGCCAGCUGCAGUAUUCCUGUGAUGCCGGUUACCGGGCCGUGGGCCAGAGUAAUGCCACCUGUAGGAUGCUGCCCAACGGGCUUUAUGGCUGGAGUGCCCCGCCCCCGCUCUGCCAAGCCAUCUCAUGUGGCGUUCCCGACGUUCCGGGGAAUGGGUCAUUUCGUGGCUUCCAAUACACGGUGGGCAGCAGCGUGCAGUAUGAGUGCAACGAUGGCUACCGGAUGGAGGACGGCCAGUUCCCCACGGCUGAGUGCCUGGAGGACGGCACGUGGAGCAGCCGCGGGCACCUGCCACAGUGCACACCGGUACGGUGCCCUGACAUCGAGACGGUUCUCCUGGAGAACAUGGUGUGGCACUUGAUCUCCGGGGCCCCUGGCGAGUUCGGCGCCCAGGUCAUGCUGAGCUGCUCUCCCGGCUUCUACUUGGAAGGCCAGCGCAUCCUCCGCUGUCUGGCCAAUGGCUCCUGGAGUGGUCUAGAGGAGAGGUCUGCCUGCAGGAUCAUCUCCUGUGGUGACCUGCCCUCCCCGCCAAAUGGCAACAAGAUCGGCACACUGAGCACAUUUGGUGCCACGGCCAUCUUCACGUGCAACACGGGCUACACACUGGCCGGCUCGCAUGUGCGCGAGUGUAGUGAGAAUGGCUUGUGGAGCGGCGUGGAGACCAAGUGCCUCGCCGGCCACUGCGGGACCCCGGACCCCAUUACCAACGGCCACAUCAGUGGCGACGGCUUCAGCUACCGGGACACCGUCGUCUACCAGUGCAACCUGGGCUUCCGGCUCAUUGGCACAUCCGUCCGCAUCUGCCAGCAGGACCACCGCUGGUCGGGGGCCGCGCCCGUCUGCGUGCCCAUAACAUGCGGUCACCCCGGCAACCCUGCGAACGGCCGGACACACGGCUCUGAGUUCAACUUGAACGACGUGGUGAACUUCACAUGUAAUGUGGGAUACAUGCUGUAUGGCGCCGCCAAAGCGCAGUGCCGCGUCACGGGCCACUGGAGCAGCCCGCUCCCAGCCUGCAGGGUGGUGAACUGCUCGGAACCGGGCUUUGUGGAGAAUGCCAUCCGUCAGUCGCAGCAGCGCUACCAGGACGCCUUCAGCUACCCCAGCAGCGUGAUGUUCCAGUGCAAACGCGGCUUCCACCUCCUGGGGUCUGCAGUGCUCAGCUGUCAAGCUAGCGGCCUGUGGGACCGCUCGCUGCCCAAAUGCCUCCCCAUUUCCUGUGGGGAUCCUGGAACACCUCCCAAUGCCGUCAUAUCAGGGAAGAGCUUCACCAAUGGAGCUGUGGUCCGCUACUCGUGCGGGCAGAGCCGAGCACUGAUCGGGAACGGCACUCGGCAGUGCCUGGAGGAUGGGCGCUGGAGCGGCUCGGCACCUUACUGCUCAGGCACCAGCCCUGGCAUCUGCGGUGAUCCCGGUGUGCCCCCCCACGGCUCACGGCUGGGGGAGGAAUUCCGGCUGAAGAGCCUACUGCGGUUUACCUGUGAGGCUGGCUAUACCCUUGUUGGUUUGGCCGAGCGGACCUGCCUGCUCAAUGGAUCCUGGAGUGGGACACAGCCAAUGUGUGAGGCCGUAUCAUGUGGAAACCCGGGAACACCGGCCUUCGGGAAGAUCGUCCUCAGCGAUGGCAUCCUCUUCUCUAGCUCGGUGACAUACGCCUGCUGGGAGGGCUACAAGACCACUGGCUUGACCACCCGCCACUGCACCGCCAACGGCACCUGGACUGGCUCCCCCCCAGACUGCACUGUGAUCAGCUGUGGCGAUCCCGGCAGCAUCGCCAACGGCUUCUACAUUGGCGAUGAGUUCAUCUUCAACAAGACAGUGCAGUACCACUGCAACCCGGGGUUCCUGUUGGAGCACGAUGGGCCGCCUAGCCUGCGGUGCACUCAGGACGGCGGCUGGAACCAGAGUCGGCCCAGCUGCAGGGCAAUUGUCUGCAGCCAGCCCCCAGCCAUCCCCCAUGGGCAGGUGGAGGGCUCCGAGCUUCACUGGGGCUCCAGCAUGGCCUACAGGUGCUUGGAUGGCUACCAGCUGUCUGCACCUGGCGUCCUCACAUGCGAGGGCAGUGGCAGCUGGCGCGGUGACGUCCCCCAGUGCCUGCCUGUGCUGUGUGGGGACCCCGGCUCACCAGCGGAGGGCCACGCGGAGGGGAGGCAGUUCACCUACGGCUCGGAGGUCACCUUCCAUUGCCGCCCUCCCUACCUGCUAGUUGGCUCCCCCAGAAGGACGUGUCAAUCCGACGGAACCUGGAGCGGCGUCCAGCCCUCCUGCAUAGAUCCCGCAUACAACGUCUGCAGAGACCCCGGAACGCCAGCGUUUGGGAUCCCGAUCCAGGCCCACGGAUUCGAGGUCGGAAGUAAAAUUUUCUUUAAAUGUAGGAAAAACUACCACAUAUUAGGAUCGACAACAAGGACGUGCCUAGAGGACUUGACCUGGAGCGGGACGCAGCCCGAGUGCAUCCCCCACGCCUGCAGGCAGUUGGAGACACCGGCUCACUGCGAUGUGCGUGCCCUGGAUCUGCCCACACUGGGCUACACACUGAUGUACACCUGCCAGGCUGCCUUCUUCCUGGCCGGCGGCUCUGAGCACCGCACCUGCAAGGCAGACGGGAGGUGGUCCGGAAAGCCGCCCAUCUGCAAAGUUGGUCCGAAAAUAAACGACAAAAAGGAAGAUACAGAUGAACAGAAAAACAAAAUCCGAGUUCCUGCCGAUGUGUUUUCUUUAAAUUCUGGCUGGACUGGCUUCUACGAAUACCUGGGCAAGAGGCAACCAGCCACCAUCACUGUAAACGGCUUCAACGUGACGAGCAGCAAAGUGAACGUCACUCUGCUGGAGCACAGCGGCGUGCAGAUCAAGCUGUCAGGGACAUAUAAAAAAGAAGAGAAUCAUUUACUCCUGAAGGUGUACAAUGUCCAUGGUCCUAUGGAGCUUUAUUUCAGUAAAUUUAAAAAUGACAACUGGGCAAUGGAUGGAUUUGUGACAGCGGAAACUGACAAAAAUAACUAUGUGUACCAGGGUUAUAUUCACAGCAAAGAUUUUGGGAAAUUUCAGCUGAAAAGACAAGGUCUGAUAACAACAGACAUGGAUCCUUCAAAUCCAUAUUACGGCACAAAUAGCGGCUCAGUGGCAGCUGCUAUCUUGGUGCCAUUCUUCGCUUUGAUCCUUUCGGGAUUUGCCUUUUACCUCUACAAACACAGGGUACUUUCACAAGACACAGAUGAGAAUGAGAGACCCAAAGAAGUGAUAAGAACUGGCUGCAGAACAAGACCAAAAGUUCAAUACAACGGCUAUGCGGGGCACGAAAACACAAACGGACAGGCGUCAUUUGAGAAUCCCAUGUACGACACGAACAUGAAGCCGACAGAGGCGAAAGCCGUGCGCUUUGACACCACGCUGAACACGGUGUGCACUGUCGUAUAGCCCCAGCUCGAGGCCAUGCACUUCAACACCAUGCUGAAUAUGGUAUGCACAGUGGUACAGUCUCAGUCUUCAUUGAGCACUGACGUUUGGUGCCAUGUGCCAGUCCCCCCCCUCCCCCUCCCCGCCGCUCCUUUCUCUGCUACCGCAGCGACUCAACUGACUAUCCGGAAAAAAUGAUAAACAGCAAAAAUAGGAGAUCUUUAUUUUUUUUGUAAACAAGACUAAUGGCAAAAAAGACUCUUCACCGAGGAGAGACCAUGACUUUGUGAAAGACAACAUGGAUGACGAUUUUUAUUUUUGAUUACUUCUGUUUCUCAUGGCCCUUGCAGGAAGAGAGUGAAUUCCACUCUUUUGUUUGUCGUACUUUCUAAAAGCACUUUCUUACGGACGCGUCCAAGAGCAUCAAAAGGAUGGAAAAUUAUCAACGAGAAAUGGAGACAACGAGUGCUCCCCGAAUCCGGAAUGGCUGCUCAGGCCAGACUUCUUAAAUAAUAAUAAAAGUGGAAAUGUUACAGUGAUGGGUGUGAGAUAGACGAACUUGCCUGGUCUGUCUGGGCCUUGGUCCCGGGUCCCAAGAGGGGUGUCCUCAGCAGUUGUGUUUGCAAACCGUAACGGCACAAUUUUUGCACUAGCGUGUGACAGAUGGACACAACGUCAAUUCAAAAAGAAAACAAACACAAACAUAAAAACAGGGUUUAUAUAUGCUGACCAUAUGUAUAUAAACAUGUGUUUCCAUUCUCACAGGAAGCAUGUUGCCAUGCUACAUGUCCAAGCUGCAGAAAAUGAUGACAAAUGACUUCAUCGCCCUCAUUGCGAGACGAGUGCGUCUUUCCCACACAGCUCCGCAAAUGGCUGUAAUGCUUAGAUGAUGCAGCUUCGUUUUCGUUUUUCGUUGUUUUUUGUUUUGUUUUGUUUUGAAUUGCAACUGGUUUAUGUAGAAAUCAGCAGCAGCCUUCCGUCAUUACUGUGCUAGCUUGGGCCUUCUGUGCAGAGCAGCACCCACAAUGUUUCAGUAUCGUAAGGACGCUGAUUCUUACUCCCCCCAGAGAAAUAUUUUUAUUGUGAGAAAGACAUUUGGAUUUUAUUUUUUUAAUUUCACCGCCAGUUUGACAUACAGUAACUGCUGAUGGUUUAGCUCCAUAAAUCUGUGCUUCCUGACUUCAUUUUUGUUUAGCGAAUGAUGCUACUCAAAUGCCAAAAACGAUGCCACUUUCUGUGCUCUCUCUCUCUCUUUCUCUCUCCUUCUCUUUUUUCCUGCGUUGCUCAGACACGUCUCUAACUGCUUACCUUAAACACAAGACUCCUCACAUGGCGUCAGGCUAGCUAAAAAUGUUUUUGUGCCCCUUUUGCACAGCGAUCUGUCCCGAUUUCCCUGCGAUGCUGAGCUUAUGAAGUUUUUAUUUCUCAUAAAUACUGCACUUACUUUGAAUCACAGGUAUAAUCGUGUCUGUGAUGUCUGUUACGUUAUGUGUGAGGGGGUGUGCACUGCAUUCAGCCUUUUCACGUUUGUUUUCUAGUGCUGUUUCCUGAUCCUGCACUCUUUGCACCAAUGCUGGGGUGCCCCCCCGUCGCACUUGCUUCAAUAUGACACCCAUCCCACCCCAUCUUGUCCCAGAGAACUUGUUGAUCCCUCAGAGCCCUGUCAUCAUAACCCUGUAUUGCAAAUUAGUGAGACACUGCCUUAUUACGUAAGAAGACCAUCAACAGCCGAGUGCAAGGCUACUCAGAAUAUAAACACUGUGAUUUCAAAAUUCACUGAUGACGUCCCGCUCCACCCCACCCUGGUUGUUUUGGUGCCAUAGCGUGUUCAUAUACCCACUCUCAUGCAGAGAAUGUUCUUAACUCCCCUUUCUACCCAAAUAAAACAACAGACCCCACCUGCCAGAAUUGGUGUACCACUAAGGAAGCGUGGUAAUAGUACAGGAGGCCUGUGGUGCAGGUUCUCGCAGAGUAGCAUCUUAUGAAGCAACUUUUCACUCAGCAGCAUCUCACUGAGCGAUGUCUCAGUGAACAGUGUCUCACUGAGCAGUGUCUCACUGAGCAGUGUCUUGCUUAGUGGUGUCUCACUGAACUGCGUCUCGCUGAGCUGCAUCUGAGCAUCUCAGUGAGCGGUGUCUCGCUUAGCGCCUCACUGAGCAGCAUCUCACUAAAUGGCGUCUCACUGAGCAGUGUCUCACUAAAUGGCGUCUCACUGAGCGGCGUCUCACUUAGCAGCAUUUCACAGAGCAGCGUCUCCCUAAGCAGUGUCUCACUGAGCAGUGUCUCGCUGAGCGGCGUCUCAUUUAGCAGCAUUUCACAGAGCAGUGUCUCCCUAAGCAGCGUCUCACUAAAUGUGUCUCACUGAGCGGUGUCUCACUGAGAAGCAUCUUGCUUUGCAUCUUGCUGAGCAGCAUCUCACUGAGCAGCGUUUCACAGAUCAAUGUCUCACUGAGCAGCGUCUCACUGAGCAGCAUCUCACUGAGCAGUGUCUCAUUAAACGGUGUCUCUCUGAGCAGUGUCUCACUAAGCAGCAUCUAACUGAGCAGCGUCUCAUUUAGCAGCGUUUCACAGAGCAGUGUCUCACUGAGCAGCGUCUAACUGAGCAGCGUCUCAUUUAGCAGCGUCUCAUUUAGCAGCGUUUCACAGAUCAAUGUCUCACUGAGCAGCGUCUCACUGAGCAGCAUCUCACUGAGCAGUGUCUCAUUAAACGGUGUCUCACUGAGCAGCGUCUCACUGAGCAGCGUCUCACUGAACGCCGUCUCACUGAGCAGCGUCUCACUGUGCAGUGUCUCACUGAGCAGCGUCUCACUAAACGCCGUCUCACUGAGCAGUGUCUCACUGAGAGGCAUCUUGCUGAGCAGCAUGAAGCUGAGCAGUGUCUCAUUAAACGGAGUCUCACUGAGCAGCGUCUCACUGAGCAGCGUCUCACUGAGCAGCGUCUCACUUAGCGGCGUCUUGCAUCGUCGUGUCUGUCCAGAGGAAGCAACAGCUUCACCUUAAUUUUUCUAAGAAAUUUUCUAUUUUGCAUUUGAUAUUAUGUAAAAUUGUGCCAUGUUCGGUACGGAGCACCAAUGGUGGAAGUGAUGUGUAAAAUAUGGGAGGCUGGAGUUUGUGAAACAAAACAAGGAAAAACACACAAAACUCCACAGAGGAGUAUUUCCCUGACGAUCCACCUGCUGUCCAUCUCUCAGCUUCUCGUGAUGCUUGUACGCACCCAGGCCUCCACCAGGCCCGCUGCAAUAACAUCCCACUCUUUAUAAUAGUCUGGCCGCAGCCCCCCCCUCACCCCGCAGCUUCAUCCCACCUCCCGAGCGACUCCACCCCAUGUGACGACAUCGCCAUUCUACCAUUUGCUGCUGACUGACGUAGGUGCAAAAGAAAAUGUUUUUUUUUGUACAGAAAUAUAUUUUUUAUGAGGAAAUUUGUAAAAUUAUGAAAUAUGCUGUAAUUUUUUGAUUAAUGUAGGUAUAAAAUUGUUAAAAUAAAUGUUUUUAAUAUACAAAAAUGUAAACUUUUAUCAUUUAUGUAACAUAACAUGUCAAUAGCUAGUUUUAAAUUUGUAAACUCUUGCACAUGUCAGUAUAUAUGAGCCUGUAUGAAAUAUAUAAUGUAUCGUCUGACAGAUACAAAGCAAAGACUCUCAUAUAAAUUGUAAUAUAAUUUGUUCAA
Brienomyrus brachyistius is the source of this 14736-nucleotide messenger RNA. RefSeq names its product CUB and sushi domain-containing protein 1-like. Lineage: Eukaryota; Metazoa; Chordata; Actinopteri; Osteoglossiformes; Mormyridae. The transcript is spliced from 71 exons. The coding region runs from base 283 to 11088 and encodes 3601 amino acids. The record is from RefSeq and is a predicted model, not a curated record.